Molecule: messenger RNA, 2246 nt
Organism: Aspergillus steynii IBT 23096
Lineage: Eukaryota; Fungi; Ascomycota; Eurotiomycetes; Eurotiales; Aspergillaceae
Product: sugar porter family MFS transporter
Exons: 7
Coding region: 255-1838 (527 amino acids)
Biological process (GO): carbohydrate transport; transmembrane transport
Cellular component (GO): membrane
Molecular function (GO): carbohydrate:proton symporter activity
Source: RefSeq, a predicted model, not a curated record
AGUGAAUGCUGGCCGGUGAAUGGCGUCGUGACUGCCAGACGCGGUCCAUGUGCUUUCGCUACCCCUGGUCGCCUUCCUUUAUUUGAUUUUCUCGUCUCUUACCUUUCCUGCUUUUUUCUUUUCUUCUUUUCAUCUCUCAUUUAAAUCCCCUCCCCGGCCUUUUCCCCGUAUUCUGAUUUCUCCCCUCCUUCCCCCGUCGGAUGUGAUCACCUCCUGGCUGGCUUUCGCCUUCUCGAUAGCUGGUCGCCGUCACCAUGAAGAAAUUCUACAAUGUUUACUUCCUUUGUAGCUUCAUCACCUUGGGUGGUGGGCUGUUCGGUUUUGACAUUUCGUCGAUGAGUGGUGUGCUUGGAACCAAUGCCUAUACCAAUUAUUUCCAGGUCGGAUCCGGCCAGUACAAGCAGGGUGCCAUCACUUGUGCUAUGCCCUUCGGUUCUCUCGUCGGUGCGCUGAGCUCCAGUUUCAUCGCCGAUAAAUACUCUCGUGUCACUGCCAUUCAGUUCUCGUCGAUUCUGUGGAUCAUCGGUGCAAUCUUCCAAUGCGCUGCAAACGGUAUUCCCCUGCUGGUUGUCGGUCGUGUCAUCGCCGGACUCUGUGUUGGUAUCGCCUCCGCCAUGGUCCCUGUCUACCAAGCAGAGGUCGCCCCCAAGGAAAUUCGUGGUCGAGUCAUUUCACUGCAGCAAUGGGCAAUUACCUGGGGUAUUCUCAUCCAAUACUUCAUUCAAUAUGGCGCUAGUAACAUUGACGGAGGCCCCGAUAACCCAACCCAGAGCACCGCCGCGUUCCGGAUCCCCUGGGGCAUUCAGAUCGUUCCUGGUGUCAUCCUCUUUGUCGGUCUGUUCUUCUACCCCAAGUCGCCUCGUUGGCUGGCGAGCAAGGAUCGCUGGGACGAGGCUAUGCAGGUUCUCGCCAACCUUCACGGCAACGGCGACAUCAACCACCCCAAGGUGCUGGCGCAGUACCGCGAAAUCCAAGAAGCGUUGGCUCUGGAGCAAGAGCAGGCUCAGACCAGCUACCAGGAACUGACCAAGCCGCGUAUCCUGAAGCGUGUGAUUCUCGGCAUGAGUGUGCAAAUGUGGUCUCAGCUUUGCGGCAUGAACGUCAUGAUGUACUACAUCGUCUACAUCAUGCAGAGCACCGGCGCCGGCUCCCCCCUGCUGACCGCGUCCAUCCAGUACAUCUUGAACACUGCGUUGACCUUGCCGGCUAUCCUCUACCUUGACAAGGUUGGUCGUCGUCCCGCUCUUCUCGUCGGCUUUUGCUGCCAGGCCAUCUUCCUCUACAUCGAGGGAGGUCUCCAGGCAGCAUAUGGCAAGCCGAACCCAGGCACGGAUCCCAAGCUGGAUGCCAUCUCCUGGACAGUCGCCGACCACCCUGCCGUCGGAAAGGCCAUCAUUGCCAUGUCGUACCUCUUCGUCUGCUCCUUCGCCACAACCAUCGGCCCCACCUCCUGGACCUACCCCGCCGAGAUCUUCCCUGCCAAAGUCCGUGCCAAAGCCGUCUCGCUGUCAACCGCCUGCAACUGGACCUGGAACUGUCUGUUGGCGCUCUUCGUGCCUCCUCUCCUGUGGUCUAUCAACUGGAAGAUGUACAUGAUUUUCGCUGCCUUCAACACCGCCGCUAUUAUCCACAUGUUCCUUGCGGCCCCCGAAACCAAGGGCUACACCCUCGAAGAGAUGGACGAGGUCUUCGACAGUGGCCUGCCUGCCUGGCGCAAGCUCAAGAAGCGCAGUCGUCUCGACGACCUCACCCAGGAGAUCGAGCAGGGCAACCUCAAAGUCGGAGGCACCACCAAGACCGCCGACACCACGUUCCAGGAAACCACCGAGAAGGUGUAAUUCCAGGCUCUUUUUCUUACUUUGUAGCUCACAUCUCUCCAUUUCAUUUCUUUUCAUGCUCAAGGGACACGAGACGGGAUAAGUUGCGUGUUAAUCGGUGGGACAGAUUACAUCGGAUCUUAGGAGGCGCUGUCUGUCUAUCUAGUGGAUUUGUUUUCUGAGGCAUGGCUCUUCUUAUGGGUUUCAUGCAAAGAUGAAUAUCUGUAGAUGACACUGCACUGAUGAUUUUGAUGGUUAUUUUUCGAUUCUAUUAAUGAGGCUUACUUUUAAGUUUAUUGAACCCGUCUAGAUGGCUGCGGAUCGAUUGGCUGGGCUGGUUUGGUUUGAUGCUGAACUGACUGGUCGUUCUGUUAUCGGCCGGAUACUAGAUAGGGAUAUUUUAAUGGAUACUUUUAUGGACUUUCUUUC